Haliotis rubra (blacklip abalone) is the source of this 2713-nucleotide messenger RNA. Its product is annotated as transmembrane protein 163-like. Gene Ontology annotation, molecular function: monoatomic cation transmembrane transporter activity. Gene Ontology annotation, biological process: transmembrane transport; monoatomic cation transport. Bases 238 to 963 code for a protein of 241 amino acids. The record is from RefSeq and is a predicted model, not a curated record. Gene Ontology annotation, cellular component: membrane. Lineage: Eukaryota; Metazoa; Mollusca; Gastropoda; Lepetellida; Haliotidae. The transcript has 8 exons.
CUGAAGGAUGCGCUAGAUAUUCCAAUACAGAACCACCACAGAAGUCAGUAGAUCUAACAUAGAACAGCGAUAUUGUGUUCUACAGGACAAUGUGAACAACUCACAGGAAUGUGUGUGGACAGUUCUGUCUGUAGACGCUUGCAUGACGGCCAGGCAUCGUCAGAGUAGCUUCAUGUUUAGUUAACUUGGAAGGACUUCUGCUGUCUAGAUACGGCUGACAACGUUGAACUCCAUCCGAUGCAGUUAGCAUCAGCCUCCAACUCGGCUGCAUCACACGCAACAUACAGCGAGGAAGAUUACCUGACCAAAGACCGCCAACACCGGGUGUCGUACAACACCGCCACCAGACUCCGUGUUGCUGCUAUAGCUGUGUCCUGGGCUUCUGUUAUCUUCGCUCUGUCCACGGGAAUCAUCGCUAUAGUGUUCAGUACUCUUGAAGGAAGCCAGUCUCUGUUUGGAUAUGGGCUGGAUGCUCUUUUGGACGGGAUUUCGUCCAUGGUCGUCCUAUGGAGGUUUUACGGUAGUGACCGAUCCGUGUAUUCAGCGAAACGGGAACGGAUUGCCUGUAUCGUCAUAUCGCUCCUGUUUCUGGUAGCAGCCACUUGUCUGAUCGGCAAAUCUGCCAACGCUCUUGCCAUGGAGGUGAAGGAGGCUAGCAGCGACAUCCUGUACGGCUUGGCGAUCUGUAACGCCCUCGUCUCUCUCGGACUCGCCAUCACCAAGGUCAUCCUGGGAUACAAGCUGGAAAGCAAGGCUUUAAUUACCGACAGUGUGAUAACGUUCACUGGCGCUGCUGUGAGUUUCGGCACCAUAUGUAGCCUAUUGGCAACGGAGAACACCGACAAAUACUGGUACCUGGAUCCUGUGGUGGGAGUGCUGUGCGGAGCUUUCCUGUUGGCUUGGGGAAUCAAGUUGCUGGUUGAGAUGGCGUGUUGCUGCAGGGGAGCUGCUGAGGAGUCUUGACGUGCACUCGGAAAUAUCUUCUAGGACAGUGUUUAUCUCUGAUAUUUAAAUAUAUACACGUCUCAACAGAAGACAUGUACUAUCAGCACAAAUCGGUGGAAAAGUCAAGAUAUUCAAUUCCACACUGUGUGGACGUGGAUUGGAUGGAUUGUGUGUUUUGUGAACACAUGUUAUGUUUAUGGCAGAUAUAUAGCCCACGAGUGAAAUAAUACUGCAUAUCAGGAAGAUGCAAGUCUUGUCCGCACCAAUGGCAGUGUUCAGAGCCGACAGGGAUUAGGGUCAUAAUAGGCAGAGAAGAUGACCUUCAUUGUCAAACAACAUGUUUUUACUAUCUGUGCCUUUGUCAUCUCACUGUUAGAUAAGCCAUGAUAUGUGAUAAGUCAGACAUCCACGGUAUAGUCUCCCCCGACCCCUGUUUCCUGAAAAUGGGAACCAAUUCCUUUUGAGAUGUGGUCCAGAUUCACAAGUAAUGCCAUAAAAAUAAAAAAUAUUACGACCCAAAUAUUAAGAAUAUUCGGGGUAUUGGGGUGUUGAUGCUCGCCUGCAUCCUCGUCUGUGACAGUGUUUGCCCUUAACCCUGAAAAGCUGCAGGCCCUAAGGACCCAGAACCAUAAAACGUUGUAGGUCCUGAUCAGAAUGUGUAGGCCCUAAACUUUAAUAUGGAAGUAAUACUCUUAGUUAUCGGGGAUGAAGAAACUGUGGGACCUACAGAAAACAAAAGCUGUGGGUCCGAGUGGUUUUAAGUCGGCUUCGGGCCUAAGGACCGACGUUAAUUUCAAACGCUGGUCUGUGAUUUAAUUGAUAGUGAGAUCAGGAUCCGCAACCAUUUUCCUAACGUGUCAUUCUGCCCCAAUGGCAUGGGCGGUUGCUCAUUAUAUCGAUCACUGGAUUGUCUGGUUCAGACUCGAAUAUUUACAGACUGUCGUCAUAUAGCUGGAAUAUUGCUGAUGGCGGCGUUAAACAACAAUGAAAAGUUGGGAGGGAAUCUAGGACACUGACACCUGUCGUGAGCAGUGAGCCCUGUGAUUGAGCCUGGUGUUAUCCCGGGAACAUCCGAGUUGCCGUAAGAGUCUUCAGCAACGCAUGUCAUACAGGGCGACUGACGAGACUGGAGGGUCAGAAUCCUAGAUUGAUGUUCCGAAUGGCAAUCACUGGAUUGUCGGAUCCGGUUGUUUACAGACUGCCGUCAUAUAGCUGAAAUAUUGCUGACAUUAAACGACAACCAAUCAAUACAUGUUGGUGUUGGUAUUGGACUGCUUGUUGACGGAUGGUUGAAUUAGCGUUAAAUAUAAUUCACCUGCUCACUCACAUAUGGAAUCGUUUUUCUUUGUAUGUGAUUCAAUAUAAAAUUUUGAAAAGGAACAAACAAACAUUAUUUCGACGCAGGAAUAUCAGGACAGUCCGUGGCGACAGCUGCAUUAUUAGAAAUGAAGUACAUCUAUGGAAUUAAAUAUACAAAAGAAUUUACGUAUCCUAGGUAUUGGCUGCCAUAGGAAGUGAUGGUCUGGUCAUAUUAAUAAAACAGCACUUGCAAUAUUGGCGUGCUGUUUGUCUGUGGAAUGAACCGUGACCAACUGAUGUAUUUACAAGGCUGAAUAAUAGUGUGUGAUGUAAAACUGUAUGGACGUUGAAUUGUUUGUAUUAUAUUGAUACAUUGUCACUGUUACCAUUGUUGUAGUAAUGUAUACCAUUGUUUAAUCAAGAGAUAUUAUCGAAGAUCAAUUCAAUAAAUAUGAUACAUAUAUGAUAA